CCCGCUUGCUGGGUUUCGGCAAACCUUGGCCCGAAGGUAUAUCACGAUUUCCCAUCCUUAUAAAACCAAUACCUCCUCCCGUCCUCGCACUCCAACGACGACAAGACUCCCAGGCGGCAGGAUAACGAUAGCAACGAUCGUCGCGAAAGCAGAUAUUCUGCGGACAGAGGAUAACGAAAUGGAUACGGACAACUCUACGCUGCCGACGGAACAAUCGGCUGUGCAAGAGACCUGUGACCGGGAUGUUACGAUGUCUCCGCGCAAGCGCAGACGGCUUUCGGUUUCUCUUGAACCAGAACUCACAGAGCCAGAGGCUGCCGGAACUCCAGGAGAAGGGUGCAGCACAGCAGAUACUCCCGAAUCUACGGCCUCGGAACCCAGGUCUCUCUUCAAUUCGACCCGCACGGAGGGCAACAUUGCUCCUUUCCUGACCAAACACAUCAAGGAUCAGCAUGCAUCAAGGAACAGAUUUGCCCCGAUAGACUCAUCCCUACCGCGACGCAAGGCAGAUUCAAAAUAUUGCUAUCGCCACCGACCAGACCUAAAGUGUCGACGUCAGGCAGUUGAGCCUACAGUUGACCAGAUGCAGAGAGUAAGCAUACCACUUACGGCUAUGACGUUAUGAGGCAGUUAGUUGUACUGACUUAGUCUACUAGGAUCUCUCGACCUUGUCACAGAAUGACCAACAAAGCAUUGCGCAUUUUUGGUCUUUGUUCUCCGCUGCACCUUCAAAGCACCGCAAUCUCAUGUUGCAGGGGAUCGUGGCGCAGUGCUGUUUCCCUCAACUCUCCUUCCUCUCAGCUAGUGUUCGAGACCUGAUUCGCAUUGACUUCGUGACGGCCUUGCCACCAGAGAUCUCUUUCAAAAUUCUGUCUUACCUCGAUACCGCUUCUUUAUGCAGUGCAGCUCAAGUGUCCCAUAGCUGGCGGGCUCUUGCAGAUGAUGACGUUGUCUGGCAUCGCAUGUGUGAGCAGCAUAUCGACCGCAAAUGUGAAAAGUGCGGGUGGGGGCUCCCCAUGCUUGAUAGAAAAAGGUUGAAGGACACAAAGCGCCAGGUUCAGUUGCGCGCGGCUGGUAAGGAGAUUGCUCCUAAUCAACGCCCACAGCAACAGCACCGGCCGUGGAAAGCAGUCUAUAUGGAUCGUUUCAAAGUUGGCACCAACUGGAAGUACGGUCGAUGCACGACCACCAUAUUUAGGGGACAUACAAACGGCGUCAUGUGUCUACAGUUCGAUGACAAUAUCCUUGCUACCGGCUCGUACGAUGCUACUAUUAAGAUAUGGGACAUUGAGACCGGCAAGGAGAUACGCACGCUUCGGGGCCACGAAUCGACUAUCCGCUGUCUGCAGUUCGACGAUACCAAACUGAUCAGCGGAAGCCUUGAUCGAACCAUUAAAGUGUGGAACUGGCGAUCAGGAGAGUGUAUAUCAACAUACACUGGCCAUCAAGGUGGGGUCCUUUGUUUACAUUUUGAUUCCACAACUCUUGCCUCGGGUUCGAAGGACAACACUGUCAAGAUCUGGAACUUCCAGGACAAGUCCACUCGGAUCCUCCGCGGGCACGCGGACUGGGUCAAUUCAGUUAAGCUUGAUACUGCUUCUCGUACUGUAUUCUCUGCUUCUGAUGAUACCACCGUUCGUAUCUGGGACUUGGACACGGGUAAAUGUAUCCACACCUAUGCAGGACAUGUAGGCCAGGUCCAGCAGGUCCUCCCACUCCCACGAGAAUUCGAGUUCAAACACCAGUCAAAUUGUGCAGAUGAUAGAAGCGAUCGUCUCUCUGGCUCAGAAUCUCCCGACCACCGAGAAAGUCAUGGCUAUGGCAGUAAUAACGUACCAGACCAACAGCCUAACACUUCCGCCCCUCCGACGCAGCCCAUGUCUCCCCUUUUUGAGGCCCUCUUCACCGAAGACCAAGGCCGCCCAGCUCCACCACGCUAUAUGCUUACUGCUGCUCUUGACCUUACCCUUCGUCUCUGGGAGGUUCAUACUGGUCGCUGCCUCCGAACGUUUUUCGGACACAUUGAAGGCGUCUGGGGGUUGGCUGCCGAUACCCUCCGCUUUGUCUCUGGUGCACAAGAUCAUAUGGCAAAGGUCUGGGAUCCCCGAACCGGAACCUGCGAGAGAACGUUCACCGGUCAUAGGGGACCUGUUACCUGCGUCUCUCUGAGUGAUAGCCGCAUGGCAACUGGAAGCGAAGACUCUGAAGUCCGAAUGUAUAGUUUCAAAGCUUGAUUCCAAAUGUUUGAUUAUGGUUUUUGUUUUUUUCCCCAUCAUUUUCCCUUCAUAUUUGUCUGCUGGAGUUACUCCGUGGCAUUUCCACAAACAUGUGCGAGUGAUUUUUUUUUUUUUUUCUUAUUAUACCCAGCAUCUGCAUCGGUGGGUUUUUCAUAAAUUUGAAGCUCGUAUCUGGCUCUGUUUGGCCCUACAAGCGUGUCUUUAUAUCUGUUCGUGUACUAUCUAAAUGUAUGGGAUAUACCCGGCGCAGCCCCUUUCAAAUUUUUCUGGAGUUCAUGCUCAGUGCUUUCUGGCCAUCAGUCAAUAUGCCUUGAAUGAUUAAAAUGGUACAUCAUGUUUGAUAUAUAUUCCUAUGAUUGAAUAUACCUUAUAUUACGUCGUGUUCAGUAUCUAUUAUCCAUUUACUGCUGUUAUUUUCCAGGUCGGUGAUCUUGGGAGUGAUACUGGUUUCCGCCUAUAUACAGUUGGCGCCUUUACCUAGUAAGUAUUCAGUUUGCAAUCAAUAUCACUCUCAGUUGCUAACAAAUAUUUGUUUUCAAGAGCCUUAGCAAACAAAACUUUUCAUCUAUCGUGCCAGCAAUCACUCAUCACCAACUACACCAACAUCACCAUCGCGGAAUCUAGUCUAUAUAAACCCCGUACUCGCCGGCUCUCACGGAUAUCCAGGCCCAAAGCUCGCAGA
Molecule: messenger RNA, 2919 nt
Organism: Trichophyton rubrum CBS 118892
Lineage: Eukaryota; Fungi; Ascomycota; Eurotiomycetes; Onygenales; Arthrodermataceae
Exons: 1
Coding region: 747-2234 (495 amino acids)
Molecular function (GO): protein binding
Source: RefSeq, a predicted model, not a curated record